AUGAAGGCAUACAGUGCUCUCCUCCCGUUCACUCUCCUAAGUGCCGUCCUAGGAGUAGACAUGACCAAGUACGAAACAGGACCAGGUGUAGAUGACACCUUUAGGCCCUUUCUCGAAGCUCUUUACGCUUCAGCAGAGGACCCGAAGGCUACUGACACGUUCACGGACUUUUUCAUCCCGGACUCAGGCCGCCUCGUCGUGCUCGAGAACCAAGCGCAAGGGCCCGGCGCAAUUGUCAAGCUGAAACAGGCUUUACUGCCGUCAACAGGCGAGAAGCAUUGGAACCACCUACCUAACAUUACCACCGUGCACUCGGAGACUUCGGUCGAUAAGGUGUACAAUGUGCUUGGUGUCAUCCAAACCAAGUUUGACGCUGGUAACUGCUCGGUUGCAUUCUACUCUAGUCGUUUUACUGUGCUCAAGGACAGUGAUGGAAACGUCCGCAAUUGGCCUCACAGUGGAUCACUUGUGCUGUACGAUGACUACAUUGUGAACCCUCCUGAGUCGCCAACACACAUCCCCUGCUAG
This is a messenger RNA of Colletotrichum karsti, 528 nucleotides long. RefSeq lists its product as uncharacterized. NCBI's taxonomy places the organism in Eukaryota, Fungi, Ascomycota, Sordariomycetes, Glomerellales, Glomerellaceae. The transcript is spliced from 3 exons. The record is from RefSeq and is a predicted model, not a curated record. Bases 1 to 528 code for a protein of 175 amino acids.